AGAGCUCCGAGUGAGAUGCCAAUCUCCAAGGGCAGAGCUAUGCCAUUAAAUCUUGCUGAAUACUUAAACGCCUCGGUCAACGCUCCGAUCCCGAGUCUUCCGGCCACCGCAGACGGCGAAGAUCCGAGAAUCUUCUCCGGCUCAGACUGCCAUGGCCUCUGGUACUCCGCCGUCCUCGUCGUCCCUUCCCUCCUUUUCCUGCUCUACUUGGCCUUCCACGCCAAGAAGAACCUCAAGAAGCUCUCCAAUGGCGGCUCGUACAUCAUGAUUUCCUAUUAUGCCCUCGUCUGGGUCGCCGGCCUCCUCAACCUCGCCUGGUGCGCUCUCCAGGGUUGGCAAUGCUCUGGUGGAAAGGCGGUGGCUUGGAACGUGUUGAGUUUGUUCACGGCUUCGGCGAUCAUGUGUUUGGAGAUUAGUCUGGUGGCUUUUUUGCUCCAGGACAAUUAUAGAGGUGGAGUUGAAGGUUUGGCUCAGACUUUCCUUAUCUCUGGGAUUGCUGUGAGUGUGGAUUUACUGCUCAAGGCAAUCUAUGUAUUUGGAUUUGGGGUCCCUCUCUUCAUGGCUGGUAUUGGAAGCACAAGUGGAGUGAUGUGGGGUCUAUGGUUCUUCCACAAGUUGAUGCUUACCGCUGUCUAUGGCUUCAUAUUGUUUGUACAUUUCUCCAAAUGGAGAGAAAAGCUUCCGCCCAGACCAGCGUUCUACAACUACAUAGUCAUAAUGUUUGCAUUUGGUGUCGUGACAUUGUUGGCUUGUGGGCUUGCUGGAAUCGGGGCUGGUUUUGGCAUUUGGUUGUACAAUUUGACAGAUGUAUGCUAUCACAGUCUCUAUCUCCCUUUUCUCUAUGUUACCUUUCUGGCAGAUUUUUUCCAGGAAGAAGAAUUUCUUUUGGAUAACGCAUAUUACUCUGAGAUGAAGGAUGCUGGGUUCUUUGAUGCUGAUUGGGAUUAGUCCUUUGGUAAAUUUUUAGCCUUUGGCCCUCUUUGUAAACCUUGUAAAUAAAAUACCAAGUGAAAAUCGAGGCUGAUAAAGCACAUUAAAUUGAAACCGUAUCACUCUUCGGGCGAUAAUUGUAUAUGCAACUUUGUGCAAGUCAGUGAGAGAAAAUGUUAUUUCAUAGCC
Molecule: messenger RNA, 1119 nt
Organism: Argentina anserina (silverweed cinquefoil)
Lineage: Eukaryota; Viridiplantae; Streptophyta; Magnoliopsida; Rosales; Rosaceae
Product: protein CANDIDATE G-PROTEIN COUPLED RECEPTOR 2-like
Exons: 6
Coding region: 16-948 (310 amino acids)
Biological process (GO): G protein-coupled receptor signaling pathway
Cellular component (GO): plasma membrane
Molecular function (GO): G protein-coupled receptor activity
Source: RefSeq, a predicted model, not a curated record